Molecule: messenger RNA, 1323 nt
Organism: Aspergillus brunneoviolaceus CBS 621.78
Lineage: Eukaryota; Fungi; Ascomycota; Eurotiomycetes; Eurotiales; Aspergillaceae
Product: CaiB/BaiF CoA transferase family protein
Exons: 2
Coding region: 172-1323 (383 amino acids)
Molecular function (GO): catalytic activity
Source: RefSeq, a predicted model, not a curated record
CGGCUGUGGAGACGAUGUAAUGAAUGGCUCUCCACCAGUGCUUGCUAGCUACAUCUUACAUGCCAUAUCUGGCCGAAAUCACUAGGUGCAUAUCUCGUCUGAGUCCUCUCGAAUUCGAAGUCCCACGCGAUUGAAUAGAGGAAUAACUCCAAGAGCUGCUGCUGUCUUACCAUGUCCGCAUCUCCAUCUGCGCCGCUGGCGGGAAUCCGGGUGGUCGAGCUGGCGGGCCUAGCUCCUGGUCCAUUCGCCGGUCUACUCCUCGCCGACUACGGCGCAUCUGUCUUACGGAUUGACCGACCCCAGGCUCCAAGCCCGGAUCAACUGACCCGCCACAAGACGUCCAUACCCUUGGAUCUCCGCGAUGCUGCCUCUCAUGGAGUUCUCCUCUCCAUUCUGACCACGGCCGAUAUUCUAAUCGACCCUUUCCGCCCGGGAGUUUUAGAGCGCCUUGGCCUUGACCCCUCGGGCGUCCUGCUGAAACACAACCCGCGUUUGAUCGUAGCACGGUUGACGGGGUUUCGGCGCGAUGGGAAAUAUAAGGACAUGGCUGGACAUGACAUUAAUUACAUUGCCGUGUCCGGGGUGUUGUCCAUGCUCGGCCGGUCCAAUGAGCGGCCCUAUGCCCCCGGUAACCUUGUAGGUGACUUUGCCGGCGGCGGGGCUACCUGUUUCCAGGGUAUACUUCUGGCGCUGUUGUCGCGGGAGCGGACCGGCCGCGGUCAGAUCGUCGAGGCUAACAUGGUCGAUGGCUCCGCGUAUCUGGCCUCGUUCCCUCGACUGGGCCGCCAAACGCCCAUCUGGAAUGCCCCGCGCGGCCAGAAUAUACUGGAUGGGGGGAGUCCAUUCUACGACACCUACGAAACCAAGGACGCGGGCCAGUUUUUCGCGGUGGGGGCUCUCGAGCCACAAUUCUAUGAGGCGCUCCUGAAAGGGCUCGGGUUUAAUCCCCAGGAGCUGCCAUCGCGAGAGAACAAGGACAAUUGGCCGGCACUGCGUGCUGCGUUUGCCAAGCGUUUCCAGGAAAAGACGCGCGCUGAGUGGGAGACCGUAUUCGAUGGGACCGAUGCCUGCGCCACGCCCGUGUUGGACCCGGAUGAGCUGCAGGCGGGUGGCUACGAGCUACGCCCCGUGGUGCAUCUCGCUGAUACCCCGGGACUACCCAUCCCGACCGACGACGGAGGGUGGACAGGCGGUGGUCUGAUACCCGGGACCGGAGGACAAGAGACUUUGAAGACAUGGUUGGGUUGGGAACAAGGCCGGGAUUAUGAUGUCAGGCCCGAUGGGGCUUUUGUGCGGCUUGAAGGUGGAGAAUCGAAGCUGUGA